AUGAACUACACUGCAAUCAGGCUAAAUGACACACAUUUGCCCUAUAGCUGCCAAGCAACUGGUUACAAAGUGCGUUGCGGUCUUUUCGAGAUCCAGGAUCAACCAUCUGCAGCGAUUGGGCGUUACGAGACUAUCAAUGUCAACGUCGGCAGAUAUGAGGUCACUUCUGAGGAGAUGAGCCGUGAUUGCACUGGCCAUUAUACCUGGAAGACUUGCUCGUUCAGAUCUGCUAUCGCUGAGUCCGACAUGCUGACCUAUAACGACACUUUGGUGAAGGUGGAUACCAGGAGCCCGCGCGCUCUCAAGACUGCCGACAAUUCUGAAAGGGCGGCUAGUGAAGUCAACGCCACGGUGUCUCUGACUAUCGGCGGGAUUGGACUGCUGGCCUCAAUGAACCUCUACACGGCGAUCGGCAUGUGGGAACCUGGUAGUGACUUCCCACACACCGACAACGUCAACACCUGGCAAACAAGCCUCAUUCAGAAUGCUGAUGAUUUUCAUGCCCGCAAAGAUUGCGCCCCAAAGUGGAAAGAUUUAAUGGACGACAUUACUGCCACGCUGAACGAGCUCAUGUUCCGUACAUCGGUGGAGGCAGCGCGGAGCAUGGCUGCAGGCGAUCUAUUGGAGAGGCUUGACGCUGGCUUCCAAACCGAGUACCAGGUCGAUGGGCUCCGUAUUGAUGCGCAACCAGUAUUCCAGACUCGCUGGCCGUUCUACUGGGCCGCCGCGAGUGUGCAAGUCCUCUGCGUUCUGCUGGUUCUCAUCACAUAUCGGCACUACUGGCUGCUUGGUCGUACCAUGAGCCUCAGUCCGCUCGAGAUCGCUAGGCCUUCAAUGCGCCAGUCAUGGACACGCUGCUCAGGACGAGGUCCGGCAACGCUCUGGAUGAUCUCAGCAAGACCCGGAUCAAGUAUAGCGCUCGCGUGA
This is a messenger RNA of Fulvia fulva, 927 nucleotides long. RefSeq lists its product as uncharacterized. NCBI's taxonomy places the organism in Eukaryota, Fungi, Ascomycota, Dothideomycetes, Mycosphaerellales, Mycosphaerellaceae. The transcript has a single exon. The record is from RefSeq and is a predicted model, not a curated record. The coding region runs from base 1 to 927 and encodes 308 amino acids.